Capra hircus (goat) is the source of this 12301-nucleotide messenger RNA. It is a transcript of the gene TET1, whose product is annotated as tet methylcytosine dioxygenase 1. Lineage: Eukaryota; Metazoa; Chordata; Mammalia; Artiodactyla; Bovidae. Gene Ontology annotation, biological process: oxidative demethylation; positive regulation of transcription by RNA polymerase II. The transcript is spliced from 13 exons. The record is from RefSeq and is a predicted model, not a curated record. Gene Ontology annotation, molecular function: DNA binding; zinc ion binding; DNA 5-methylcytosine dioxygenase activity. Bases 460 to 6966 code for a protein of 2168 amino acids. Gene Ontology annotation, cellular component: nucleus.
GGAGUCCAGCUCCAGUUUGGGGAAAUCCAGCUCGCGUUUUGCCUCUCGCUCAGCAGAGCAGGGUCCAGGGAAGGCAGAGCCCCAGCUUCACUCCCUGAGGUCUGUCCUGGGGAGACAGUGCUGCUCCGGGGGGCUGACCUGGCGGGGAGUGGCAGCGCAGCCCGCUCCCGCGCCGCUUUGUGCGCGCAGCCGCUGGGCCCUCUGCUCCCGGGUCUGCCCCCCCGGACGCCCCCCUGCCCCGCCCCAGUCAUGCAACUCUACCUGCCUCUGCGCUGUGGACCUUUGGGAAGCAGUCGCCCACCCCGGGGGCUCGGGCCCUGACCCUGCCAGGCAGCCGACCAAAACCUCGUGCAACUGAGCACAGCCAUGGUGCAUGCAGAUUCUCCUCUGAAGUGAGACUUUCCAAAGGACCAAUGACUCUGUCCCUCGUGCCCUUUCAGAUUUUCCUACUUCGUAGCUAUGUCUCGAUCUCGCCAUGCAAGACAUUCCAAAUUAGUCAGGAGGGAAGAUCUAAACAAGAAGAAAAACAACCAGCUGAAGAAGGGAUCUAAGCCAGCCAACAAAAAUGUGGCGACUGUCAAGACUGUGAGCCCUGGAAAAUUGAAGCAAUUCGUGCAAGAAAGAGAUGUUAAGAAAAAAACAGAACCCAAACUGACUGUGCCAGUCAGAAGCCUUCUGACAAGAGCUGGAGCAGCACGAAUGAAUUUGGAUAGGACCGAGGUUCUUUUUCAGAACCCAGAGUCCUUAACUUGCAAUGGAUUUACAAUGGCUCUGCGAAGUACCUCUCUUAGCAGACGACUCUCCCAACCCCCAGUGGUCAUAGCCAGACCCAAGAAAGUUCCACCACCUAAGAAUCUAGGAAAGCAACAUGAGUGUGAUUAUAAGGUACUUACAGACAUGGGAGUAAAGCACUCAGAAAAUGAUUCAGUCCCAAUGCAAGACCCCCCAGUCCCCCCUGAUAUAGAGAAGCUAAUUGGCAUAAAAAAUGCAUCUUUCAUUAAAGACAAGAGCCAAGAGACAACCCAGUCUUGGUCCCAAGGUGUCGAGGAUUCCAAAAUAAUUUGCUCUACUCCUAGUGACCCUGCAGCAGAGAUUCUUUCUGGGUCACUGGAAGGGACGUAUGGUGGAGAAGGACUAUUCUCUAGAGAGACAUUGAAUAAUAUCAGUGAUUCCCCUAGAAUGUUUGCUCAGGACACUGUCUGUGUUCCUUUGCUCCAAAGAGCAGCCCUCAAGGUUACCUCUGAAGGAAACCCCAGCAUUCAGUUAGAAGAUUUGGGUUCACGAGUAGAAUCUCUUAAGCUGUCUGAUUCUUACCUGGAUCCCAUCAAAAGUGAACAUGGUUGCUGCCCCACCUCCAGCUUUAAUAAGGUUGUACCUGCAUUGGACCUUAGAAACUGUUUGUCUAUUGGUGGGUCAAUAUAUCCUACCUCAUUAAUAAAACUCUUCUUGGCAGGUUCAGAACAAGAAACCCUUGGUGCUAAACCAGAUCAUCAAGAGGUACUCAAAGCUACCCCAGAUCAACAGGAAGUUCCUGAUACCACCCCUGUCUUAGGACAGGCCGUUAGUGCUGUCCCACAUCAAUGGGAAGUUCCUGGUGCUAACCCAGUUCAUGGAGAGCCUUUGGGUGAGACUCUAGACCCACCAGAGAUUCCUGGUGCUAUUCCAGUCCAAGGAGAGAUCUUUGGUGCUAUCUUAAAUCAACAAGUCCUUGGUAUGGGUAGUGGUACUGCCUCAGACCCACCUAUCUUUCUUCCUGCCCCUCAUAACCCAGUUGCUACCUGUAAUGCUCUCCCAGCAUGGCCCGAGCCCCAGGGCACCGUUUCAUCUGGGCUUGAGGUCCCAGACACUAUGCAGAUUUUGCCUUCGGGCUCAGGUCACACUCCUCAACCGUCAUCAAACUCAGAGAUAAUUUUGGUACCUCCUGUAAUACCUAUGAACAAUAUAGAAAACGAGAAGAAGGUUCAUAUAAGCUUUCUGCCAGCUCACACUCAGGGGUUCACAUUAGCCCCUGAGAGAGGACUCCAGCCGGCUCCACAGGGCAUUGCCCAGCUCUCCCUGGUGAGUCCCAGCACAUUGGAAGGAGGGAGCUCCCAGGUCAGCGCCACCAGCAUGGUUGACAUCAACACCACAGUGGUGUCUAGGCCAGUGCCACUCGCUAGUACCUCUUCUCCUUCCUACACAACUCUGCUACCUACCUUGGAAAAGAAGAAACGAAAGCGAUGUGGGGUCUGUGAGCCCUGCCAGCAGAAGACCAAUUGUGGUGAAUGUACUUACUGUAAGAAUAGAAAGAACAGCCAUCAGAUCUGUAAGAAGAGGAAAUGUGAGGAACUGAAAAAGAAGCCAUCCGUCAUUGUGUCUUUGGAGGUUGUAAAGGAAAACAAGAGGCCCCAGAGGGAAAAGAAGCCCAAAGUUUUAAAGGCAGAUUUUGACAACAAACUGGUAAAUGGCCCCAAGUCAGAAUCCAUGGAAUACAGUAGUUGUGCUCAUGAGGAAGAACAGAGAUUGGAAUUGAAUUCAUGUCCCUUAGAAAAUGUAACUAAAAAUGAAGAAAGUAUGACAGGUAUUGAAGUGGAGAAUUGGACACAAAACAAGAAAUCACACUUAACUGAUCAUGUCAAAGGAGAAUUUAGUACAAUUAAAACCGAAGUUGAAAAUUUCAAAAACUCUGAAGAUGACAGGAAAAAAAUUCUACUUACUGACCUCCUUGAACCUCAAAAAUUGUUUGCACAAACUGUAAGAAAUGGCAUUAAAAAUGUACACUAUUUACCAACUGAAACAAAUUUGUCUUUUAAAAAAAUCAACAUUGAAGAACUUGGCAAGGCAUUUGAAAGCAAUCCUUAUAAAUUCCUGAAAGACACCGCAAACCAUAACAAUGUCAUGAGCACCAUUGCUACUAGUGGGAGCUGUGAUCAUCUCAAGGGGAAGAGUAAUGUUUUGGUUAUUCAGAAGCCUGGCUUUAAUUGUAAGUCUUUCCCAGAUCCUGUGAACUGCAACUCAAAUAGUCAUACGAGUAUACACAAUGAAAGUGAUCAACCAAAAUCCCUAGAAAUUAUAGCAAAUAGAGAGCUAAAAGAAGGAUCAACACUUCAACCAAGUCUCCUCUCCCUAAUGAAAGAUAGGAGAUUAACACUAGAACAAGUAGUGGCAAUAGAAGCUCUCACACAACUGUCAGAAGCCCCAUCAGAAAAUUCCUCUCCAUCCAAGUCAGAAAAGGAUGAAGAAACAGAACAGAGAACAGCUAGCUUGCUUAACAGCUGUAAAGCUAUUCUGUAUUCUGUGAGAAAAGACCUCCAAGACCCAAACUUAAAAGGGGAGCCUCAGAGCCUUCAUCACUGUCCGUCUUUGGAAAAGCAAAGCUCAUGCAACGCUGUAGUGUUCAAUGGCCAAAAUAUCAUUUCUAAGUCACACAACAGCUCACCUAGUGACCAAGCAUCCACAAAGGCACAGGAAAGUUCAGCGGUCACAAAUUCAAUAUCACUUGUUAUACCAAAUUCAAAUUCAUCUAAAACUGAUACCAAUAAAAAUAUUGCUCAAGGUAGGAUUACUCUCGACAGUUCUAGGAGUUUGCAGCAGUUGACCACAAUAACUAGCAAAUCAGAGUAUUGUAACCAGUCACUAGACAACAGCAUCAAGUUGGAUUCAAAGGAUGAUUCAUCAUGUCAAGAUUCAGUUCAUAGUAAAAUAGAAGAAGAUGUUGCUGCACAGUUAACACAACUUGCAUCAAUGAUUAAAUUCAAUUAUGUGAAACCAGAGGACAAAAAAGUCGAAAGUACACCAAUAAGCCUUGUUGCAUAUAAUGUACAGCAAAAGUAUAACCAGGAGAUGGGCACACCACCACAGAAACCUCCUUCCAAUGUACAAAAUAAUCAAGGCUCAUCAGUAACAAAGCAAAAGAACACAAUCCAGAAAAAGACAAAAUCUACUCCAUCAAGAGAUAGACGGAAAAAAAAGCACAUGGUCAUAAGUUGUCAAGAAAAUGAUCAGAAAAAGCAGGAACAGUUGUCAUAUGAGUAUAGUAAAUUACAUGACAUUUGGAUAGCAUCUAAAUUUCAAAGAUUUGGUCAAUUUGGUCCACAUGAUUUUCCCAUUCUAUUGGGAAAAAUUCCUCCCCUAACUAAAGUAUGGAAACCACUGACUCAAACAAGUUCAGCAUUAGAACACAAAAAGUUAUUUCCUCCACUCGCUCAGAUAAAAUUUGAGAGAUAUUAUCCUGAAUUAGCACAGGAAAAGAUGAAGGUUGAACCUUUGGAUUCUAUCCCCAUAAUCCAGUUAAAAACAGAAUCCAAUGGGCAGGCAUUUACUGAAAAUGCAUAUACUCAGGUACAGCCAACAGUGAAUGUUAAUCAGAAAGCUCAUCCUUUACUCCAGCCAGCCUCUCCAACCAACCAGUGUGCUAAUGUCCUGGAUGGCAGUGACCAAAGACAGUUCCAAGAGGAUGUUAAAGACCAACUCAUGCAUCAGAGACUGCCAACAUCUCCUGGUAUCUCUCAUGAGACCCCUUUACCAGACCCAGCACAAAUUCUCAGGAACCUAAAUGUAGUAUGUUCAGGUGGAAUUACAGUGGUUUCUACCAAAAAUGAAGAGGACGUCUGCUCAUCUAGUGUUGGAACAUCUGAAUUUCCCCCAAUAAACAGUGCACAGAAAACUUUUAAUGAUUAUGCGAUGAACUUCUUUACCAAUCCUACAAAAACCCUUGUGUCCACAACAAAAGAUUCUGAAUUGCCUACUUGCAACUGCCUUGAUCGAGUUAUACAAAAAGACAAAGGCCCAUAUUAUACACACCUUGGGGCAGGACCAAGUGUUGCUGCUGUCAGGGAAAUCAUGGAGAAUAGGUAUGGUCAAAAAGGAAAUGCAAUAAGGAUAGAAAUAGUAGUGUACACGGGGAAAGAAGGAAAAAGCUCUAAUGGGUGUCCAGUUGCUAAGUGGGUUUUAAGAAGAAGCAGCGACGAAGAGAAAGUUCUUUGUCUGGUUCGACAGCGCACAGGCCACCACUGUCCAACAGCUGUGAUGGUGGUGCUCAUCAUGGUAUGGGACGGCAUUCCUCUCCCGAUGGCUGACAAACUGUAUUCACAGCUUACCGAGAGUCUCAAGUCAUACAAUGGUCAUCCCACAGACCGAAGAUGCACGCUCAAUGAAAAUCGUACCUGUACAUGUCAAGGAAUUGAUCCAGAGACUUGUGGAGCUUCCUUCUCUUUUGGCUGUUCAUGGAGUAUGUAUUUCAAUGGCUGCAAAUUUGGUAGAAGCCCAAGUCCUAGAAGAUUUAGAAUUGAUCCAAGUUCUCCCUUACACCACUACUAUGAAAGAAUUACUAAAGGACGUAAUCCAGAAAGAAGAUAUAUGAAACCGGAACCAAUCUGUCCGGAACACGAGGCCAUGGAAAAAAACCUUGAAGAUAAUUUACAGAGUUUGGCUACAGAAUUAGCUCCAAUUUAUAAGCAGUAUGCUCCAGCUGCUUAUCAAAACCAGGUGGCGCUUGAACAUAUUGCCCGAGAAUGUCGGCUUGGGAAGAAAGAAGGUCGUCCUUUCUCUGGGGUCACUGCUUGCCUAGACUUCUGUGCCCAUCCCCACAGGGACAUUCACAACAUGAAUAAUGGGAGCACAGUGGUCUGCACUUUAACACGAGAAGAUAACCGCUCAUUUGGUGUUAUUCCUCAAGAUGAGCAGCUGCAUGUGCUUCCUCUUUAUAAACUUUCAGACACAGAUGAGUUUGGAUCAAGGGAAGGAAUGGAAGCCAAGAUCAAAUCUGGGGCCAUCAUGGUCCUUGCACCCCGCCAGAAAAAAAGAAUGCGAUUUACUCAACCCAUUCCUCGUUCUGGGAAGAAGAGAGCAGCAAUGAUGACAGAGGUUCUGGCACAUAAGAUAAGGGCUGUGGAAAAGAAAUUUAUUCCUCGAAUCAAGCGGAAGAAUAAUUCAAUGACAAACAAUAGUAAGGCUUCAUCACUGCCCCUUUUAGGAAAUAAAACAGAGACUGUGCAACCUGAAAUAAAAAGUGAAACUGAACCCCAUCUUAUCUUCAAAGGUUCGGACAACACUAAAAGCUACUCACCAGCCCCGUUCAUUCCUCACCCAGUGAAAGAGGAAAACUUAGCUCCAGCCUUCUCCUGGUCCUCUAAGACUGCUUUGGUCACAACAGCUCCUUUUAAGAAUGAUGCUUCACUUUCGUACGGGUUUUCAGAAAGAGGUAGCAAUCCCCACUGCAUAAUGCCUUCUGCAAGACACAGUGGUGCUAAUGUAGCUGCUGGGGAAUGCGCUGAAAUUGCACAGCCUGGUGAAAUGGUUCCUCUUCCCACCUUGUCUACUCCUAUGACAAAUUCCCUGGGUUAUUCUGAGCCUCCCGUUGGCCCAUCGGAGCAGCUAACUUCCAAUCAGCCAAACCAGCAGCCUCCAUUCAUCACUUCUCCUCAUGAGCUUGCUUCCUCUCUGGUGGAAGAAGAUGAGCAGCCUUCUGAAGCAGAUGAGCCUCCAUCAGACGACCCCCUGUCAGACGACCCCUUGUCACCUGCUGAGGAGAAACUGCCCCACAUUGUUGAGUAUUGGUCAGACAGUGAGCACAUCUUCCUGGAUGCCAAUGUCGGUGGCGUGGCUAUAGCGCCUUCCCACGGCUCGGUUCUGAUUGAGUGCGCCCGGCGAGAGCUUCACGCCACGACUCCUGUUGAUCACCCCAACCGAAAUCACCCUACGCGCCUCUCUCUUGUCUUCUACCAGCACAAAAACCUGAAUAAGCCCCAACACGGUUUCGAACUAAACAAGAUUAAGUUUGAGGCGAAAGAAGCUAAGAAUAAGAAAACUAAAGCCUCCGAGCAGAAAGACCAGGCAGCUAACGAGGGUAUUGAACUGUCCACAGAAGUUAAUGAAUUUAGCCAGAUUCCUUCUCACAAAGCGUUAACAUUAACCCAUGACAAUGUUGUCACUGUGUCCCCUUAUGCUCUCACACAUGUUGCGGGGCCCUAUAAUCAUUGGGUCUGAAGGCUUUUCUCCCCUUCUUAAUGCCUUUGCGAGUGCGGUGUAUUUUUUCAAGGUGCUCUUAAAAGAAAGUCAUGUUGUCGUUUACUAUAGCUUCAUCUCACCCAUUUGAAGGCUGAGGUUAAAAAAAAAAUUGGGGGUGGGUAUUUCUUAACUGUGACUAUAUUUUGACAAUUGGUAGAAGGUGCACAUUUUAAGCAAAAAUUAAAGUUUUAUAGUUUUAAAUACAUAAAGAAAUGUUUUGGUUAGGUGUUAACCUUGAUAGAAUCACUCAGUUUGGUGCUUUAAAUUGUUUACUAUGAAACGAGUCAUUUUUAGAGGAUUUUAACAGGUUCAUGUGCUAUGAUGUAAAAUUAAGACACACAGUGUUAACUCUACACAGCUCCUGGUGCUUAACCACAUCGACACAAAAAUAAGCUGAUUUAUUAUUUCAUGGUGCCAUUGUUCCAACAUCUUCCAAUCAUUGCUAGGAAAUCGGCAUAUUCCUUUGAAAUAAACCAAUGAAGUGUUUUCUCUUAAAAUAUUUCUCCUGUAUAAAAUAAUUCGUUAUUGUUAGUAAUGGUUGGAGGCUGUUCAUAAAUUGUAAAUAUAUAUUUUAAAAGCACUUUCUAUUUUUAAAAGUAACUUGAAAUAGUAUAGUAUAAGAAUCCUAUUGUCUAUUGUUUGUGCAUACUUGCAUACAAGAGAAAUCAUUUAUUCUUGCUGUGUAGAGUUCCAUCUUGUUAACUGCAAUGUGUAUCCUAAUCAUGUAUAUGGUUUGUGUUUUUUAAAUGUGUCCUUUCUCAUUCAAAGGUUAGCUACUUAUAUAAAAUAGUUAGAUCAUGCAAAAAUUGUUAAUUCUCUGUAAAAUUGGAAUUAAGAAGCAUAUUACCAAUAUUGAUUAACUUUUCUUUGGAACUAAAUAAGAGUGGUCUCUUCUGAUUGAGCAACACUGGCCCUGAUUUACUUUUACCCCAGCUUUUGUAAUAUAAUCCAUAAAAGAUGUUUUCAAAAGGAGAUGAGACAUAAGAUGAUUCUGAAGAGUCAAAUGCUUCUAAAGUUUCAUGGUGAUAAAAUUAAGUGGCAAGAACCUUAUCUACCCCUUAUUCAUUCUGAAAGUCAUUCUGGUUCAGAAGACAAAUAAAAUUCCUGUAGAAAUUUUUUUGAUAGUAAAUUUCCUAUCAUCAUCAUCACACACCACCCCCCUCACACACACACACACACACACACACACACACACACACACACACUCACUCUAAAUAAACAGUAGGGCUGGUAUCCUAAACACAAUUUGUCCGUUAACAGCUAAUCCAAAGUAGUUUAUCUAAGUAUAUUGUUUUGGGGAAGUGUUAACUCUUCUUUUUCUAGGUAACAGGAAAAUAGGCAUUCCAGUUAUUUUAGCUCUCCCAUUAUUUUCCCCAUUGCUUUAUUGACUCAAUUUAUAGCAAAGCAGAAGUGAUUUCCCAAUGAAAAUGUUUAGAACAAGAAGAAAUUUCAAUGAAAUACUUGAUUCUGUUAAAAUGCAGAGGUGCUAUAACAUUCAAAGUGUCAGAUUCCUUGGGAGUAUGGAAAACCUUCUGGUGCUUCUCCCUUGGAAAUGCCAUAGGAAGCUCACAACCGCUAACACUCACAUUUCUGGUGCAAAAGCAAACAGUUCCAACAAGCUAUCUAAAGGAAAACUCAUUGUAACUUAUAUUAAAAUAAUAUAUGGUGCAAAGUAUCAGUUUCAAGCUUUUGACUAAUUUUGACUAAAGGAAUAUGAAGGGAUUGUAAAUAACAAAAUGUCCAUUGAUAGACCAUCAUCUUGUCAAGUAGAUUUCUGCUUCUUGAAUAUGUAAAAUAGAGUAAAUCAUUGACUUGUUUUAGUAUUUUGUGUGCCUUAGAUUUCUGUUUUAAAACAUGUAUAUUUUUGUGAGCCUAAGGUUUCUUAUACAUAUAAGUAUAUAAAUAAGUGAUUGUUUAUUGUUUCCGCUGCUUCAAUAAGAUAUUACUAUUAUUAGACUAUCAGGAAUACACCCUUGUGAUAUUUUGUUUUAGACUUUAGGCCUUAGCUCCCACCAGAAAUUAUUUCCUCAACAGAUUUAAUGGAUAAAGUUGUAAGAACCUUUAUCCAUCCAUCCAUCCAUUCUCUAUUCAGUUAUCAUUGAAUGUCUAUCAAAUUUAAGUAUUAGCUUUUGUUUUUCUUUAAGUUACCACCCUGACAUAGUAAACUUGAAGAAUUAAAAUCCCAAAAGGUAGUUUUUUUUUUCAAAAACAGCAAAUUUCCUUCAAAGCAAUCCAUUGUAAUACAUCUGCAGCUAUUCAAAUCAGUUUGUCAACUAAGUUUGAAUAAAUUCCUUAACAAUCUAAACUUGAAACACCAUUGUUGACUUAGGGGAACAUUCAGAUCUGUGAAGUUAGUUGCAAUUUACCAAAACGAAUACAUGAAAAUACCCUAUCUCAACUAAUAUAUUUCCAUUCUCUUAUUGUAAGUAGCACCAUGAAUGGCUUGCCUCAACUGAUAACCCCUUGGUGGGAACCACAUAUGAUUCCUACCUUGCUGAACUCAUUUCUCAAGUUUCACAGUGUACCAUCCCAUUGCGUGCCCUGUGAUUUUUUUUUUUUUUCCAAAGCUCAUGCUUAUUAUAUGUCCUGCAGCAUUGUGACUGUAUGCUGGCUAUACUGUUUUAGAAUGCGCUUUAUCAUGAAGCAAGGAAAUAAAUUUAUUUGAAAUGACAUUUUUCACUCAGAAAACUGGUCAUCUAACAUUAUUUCUACACUUCUGUUAUGUUUUACUGUAAAACCUUUUAUUUUACCUCUUUUAUAGCCUUAUGUUUAAUCUUCUGCCUUUGUUCAUGGUAUGAUAAUUGAAUUCGUUUAUACUUGGCCCUUAAGUUAGGCCAACCUGUUCAUCAUAGUUACAAAGUUACCAAUUAUAAUGAGAGAAUAACUCCUACUUGAUGUAGAAUCCUACAAAAUGUCAUGCUGCCCUUCAGUGUUUCUUUAAUGGCUCUCAGGCCAUUGAUGGAAACAGUCUUCUCUUGUGCCUGUCAGCCUCAUCUUCAUCUUUCCAGUUCAUCCACAAAGUACCAAAUACAUCAUAUCAUAAACCUGAUUGAAACAUAUUCUUAUUGAAAAUUGAGGCUAGCUGAAAAUGUAUAGCUAUAGGUAAAGUUUUGCAAAAUGUUUGCAUCUUAAAUUCCCUUCCACAUCCUUACUGUGCAAUCUGCAUGUGGAUGAAAUAAUUCCAUUUGUUAAAUAUAGAAUUUCAACUAGAUGAGAUUCAUAAGCAAUUUACUUAAGACAUAACCCCAAUACAUAGUUAAUUGAAUGCAUACCGCUGUGUAAAUGAGGUACCAAAUUCAUAUGAAGUAACCUACUUUCUAAUGUUACUACUUCAGUGGAUUCCUACUGAUUAUCAUUUAUUUCACGACAGCAUGUAUGGAAAUAACCCCAAUCUAUUUAAGUUUAGUAUUCUUAAAACAAAUUAUAUCUUUUAUCUUGGACGAACUUAUGACAUUGCAUGACAACUUCCACCAAUAAUGGGCACAGCAUUUCCUUUGAAUGUGCCCAGUAAAUCAGUAGCUGUAUGUGACCUUUAAUAUAUAGCUACCUUCUAUUUCACAACUUCCUGAUGCAUGGAAAUCCUUUUUGUCUAGAUUUAGUACAACUGGGAAUUUUGAUCUUCUGUAGAAAUUUAUGAUGAGAAUUGUGAAAUAGGGUAACAUAGUGGCCUCUCACAGCCCUGGAAGAUACCUUGGAAGUCAUACAGUCCAGUCACUGGGGCCCAGACAGAUGUCAGGGUUGGUAUUCAAUUACGUUUGGAAAUUUAAACAGUCAAAUGAAGGCCACUUUUUGGUUAGGAGGACUGUAGGAAAACUUGAUCUGCUCAUCCACAGGGGACUUUAUCACUGUAAAGUAAUCUUAUUUUUGGUACAAGUCAAAAUAAAAUGGCUUUGGGGUUCUGUUUCUGAGCAAUUCGGGGUAAGAAGUGAAAUUGAAUCAAGAUUUCCCUGCCUGUCGAGUUUUGUGGGCCUUUUGUGGGAAAUCUAGCUGACUUUUACCUAUGAAGCUGUCCUAUUAAUUCAUCUCACAAAAUGUGGCAAUUGUCCUAUUUGCUAUUUCAAUAAAUGCAAAUCAAGUACUGAUAGAGUACAGGUUUUUAUUUUCCCUGGAACAAGUGUUUGGCAUAUAAAAGGAGUUAUAAAAGACUGAAUGGUUGGAAUAAUUGGAGAAAGUAUAUUUCCAUUGUAUAUAUUCCCUAGCCAUAGUUGUACAGUCUAUUCACAUUCUUGCAUAGUUGGCCUCACAACAGAGUCCUAGACUAGUUACUUUGAUGGGACUGUCUAUGUGUGUUAGAAUACUGUUUUGUGCACAGCUCCUAAAUGUACUGAACUUGUGUAACUUCGAUGUCAGUGAUAUGGCACACUUAACCAAAAUAGAAUUCAGUGCCCUGAUUUCUGAAGAAGUCUGGAUUUAUUUAAACCAAAUUAGGCUCCAUGUUGAGCUUUCUUCUAAUGGUUUACAAAAGGAUGCCAGGAGCUGUCGCUCAGAACUGAGAGACUACCUCCUGGGCUUGAAUUCCCUUAGAAAUUUCGCUGAAUAAGACAUAAUUCUCAACUUGGCAAGAGGAAAAAAAAAAAAAAAAUGAUGCUGUCCAUGGCUCUGAAAUACAGUUUGGAAAGAAUCAGUAUGUUCUUUAUCAGAAGUGGAAUUUGUAUAUUUUCUUGGAAUAUAUUGAGAUUCAUUGGAAUCUUUGCUUUUCUCUAGUGUAUAAGAGUGUGAGUUCUUAUGUUAAUUUUGGAGAUGGUGGAGCUGUUUUUAAUGCAGUACAUCACUCUUCUUGUCCACAAUGAACUUGACAAACUAAUUCUCUGCAUUCUAGUAUCUGGACAACUUCCCUUCAAUGCCUGUUUCUUCUUAGUAUCGAAUUAAAUACCAUUGUUGACUUCAAAGGGCAUGUGUUUUGUUCCUUCAGGUAAUCCAGGUGUAUUUGGCACUGCUUAUUUUCCCUUCUGUGAGGGUCUCACCUUGUGUUUCUCUUUUGCUAGUAUGCACUGUUUAAUAUCUCUAGUUGUAAAAGUCUAUUAAUCAUUUCUCUGUUGGUGGUACUCCUUUCCCAUCCCUACUGUGAUGUUCAUGAUCUUCCUUGGGUCAUAAAUGUUCUUCUAGUUUGCUCAGCCAUAGAUGUCCCUUAAAUUAAUUCUUAGUCUAAGGUAAAUGUUAUAUAUAAGAGUAUUUAACCCCUUUAUGUUUGAGUGCAACUUUGGAAACCCUUGGUUAAGAGUAUAAACCUAGUUUUCCUAAAAAAAAAAAAAAAAAAGUCUUAAUAGCUAUUAUGAAAGCAUUCUCUCAAUCACCACAAACAAAAACAAAAACA